Messenger RNA from Carlito syrichta (Philippine tarsier), 6000 nucleotides. RefSeq names its product membrane associated guanylate kinase, WW and PDZ domain containing 3 (gene MAGI3). The record is from RefSeq and is a predicted model, not a curated record. Gene Ontology annotation, molecular function: protein binding. NCBI's taxonomy places the organism in Eukaryota, Metazoa, Chordata, Mammalia, Primates, Tarsiidae. Gene Ontology annotation, cellular component: cytoplasm. The transcript has 20 exons. Bases 371 to 4132 code for a protein of 1253 amino acids. Gene Ontology annotation, biological process: signal transduction.
AGGCAAAGUCAUUAAUAAGGAUUUGCGACAUUACCUGAGUCUUCAGUUUCAAAAAGGAUCAGUUGACCACAAACUGCAGCAAGUGAUCCGAGAUAAUCUCUACUUGAGAACCAUUCCAUGUACUACAAGGGCCCCCAGGGAUGGGGAAGUACCAGGAGUGGACUAUAAUUUCAUUUCUGUUGAACAGUUCAAAGCACUGGAAGAGAGUGGAGCAUUGUUAGAAAGUGGAACAUAUGAUGGAAACUUCUAUGGAACUCCCAAGCCUCCAGCAGAACCCAGCCCUUUUCAACCGGAUCCGGUUGAUCAGGUCCUCUUUGAUAAUGACUUUGACACAGAAUCCCAAAGGAAACGAACUACAUCUGUCAGCAAGAUGGAAAGAAUGGACAGCUCUCUUCCUGAAGAGGAAGAGGAUGAGGACAAGGAAGCUAUUAAUGGCAGUGGCAACACAGAAAACAGAGAGAGGCAUUCUGAGUCAUCUGAUUGGAUGAAGACUGUUCCAAGUUACAAUCAAACAAAUAGCUCCAUGGACUUUAGAAAUUAUAUGAUGAGAGAUGAGACUCUGGAACCACUGCCCAAAAACUGGGAAAUGGCCUACACUGACACAGGGAUGAUCUACUUUAUUGACCACAAUACCAAGACAACCACCUGGUUGGAUCCUCGUCUUUGUAAGAAAGCCAAAGCCCCUGAAGACUGUGAAGAUGGAGAGCUUCCCUAUGGCUGGGAGAAAAUAGAGGACCCUCAGUAUGGGACAUACUAUGUUGAUCACCUUAACCAGAAAACCCAGUUUGAAAAUCCAGUGGAGGAAGCCAAAAGGAAAAAGCAGUUAGGACAGGCUGAAAUUGGGUCUUCAAAAUCAGAUGUGGAAAAAUCACACUUUACACGAGAUCCAUCCCAACUUAAAGGUGUUCUUGUUCGAGCAUCACUGAAAAAAAGCACAAUGGGAUUUGGUUUUACCAUCAUUGGUGGAGAUAGGCCUGAUGAGUUCCUACAGGUGAAAAAUGUGCUGAAAGAUGGUCCUGCAGCUCAGGAUGGGAAAAUUACGCCAGGUGAUGUCAUUGUAGACAUCAAUGGCAACUGUGUCCUUGGUCACACCCAUGGAGAUGUUGUCCAGAUGUUUCAAUUGGUACCUGUCAAUCAGUAUGUAAACCUCACUUUAUGUCGUGGCUAUCCACUUCCUGAUGACAGUGAAGAUCCUGUUGUGGACAUUGUUGCUGCUACCCCUGUCAUCAAUGGACAGUCAUUAACCAAGGGAGAGACUUGCAUGAAUACUCAGGAUUUUAAGCCAGGAGCAGUGGUUCUGAAUCAGAAUGGAAAAUCGGGACACACCUUGACCAGUGAUCGUCUCAAUGGACCGUCAGAUCCAAGCGAGCAGAGAGCAUCCAUGGCAUCAUCAGGCAGCUCGCAGCCUGAACUAGUGACUAUCCCAUUGAUUAAGGGCCCUAAAGGUUUUGGGUUUGCAAUUGCUGACAGCCCUACUGGACAGAAGGUGAAAAUGAUAUUGGAUAGCCAGUGGUGUCAAGGCCUUCAGAAAGGGGAUAUAAUUAAAGAAAUUUACCAUCAAAAUGUGCAGAAUUUAACACAUCUCCAAGUGGUAGAGGUGCUAAAGCAGUUUCCAGUAGGUGCAGAUGUACCAUUGCUUAUCUUAAGAGGAGGUCCUCCUUCACCAACCAAAACUGCCAAAAUGAAAACAGAUAAAAAGGAAAAUUCAGGAAGUUUGGAGGCCAUAAAUGAGCCUAUUCCCCAACCUAUGCCUUUUCCACCAAGCAUUAUCAGGUCAGGAUCCCCAAAAUUGGAUCCUUCUGAGGUCUACCUGAAGUCUAAGACUUUAUAUGAAGAUAAACCACCAAACACCAAAGAUUUGGAUGUUUUUCUUCGGAAACAAGAGUCAGGGUUUGGCUUCAGGGUGCUAGGAGGAGAUGGACCUGACCAGUCUAUAUAUAUUGGGGCCAUUAUUCCUCUGGGAGCAGCUGAGAAAGAUGGUCGGCUCCGUGCAGCUGAUGAACUAAUGUGCAUUGAUGGAAUUCCUGUUAAAGGAAAGUCACAUAAACAAGUCUUAGACCUAAUGACGACUGCUGCUAGAAAUGGUCAUGUGUUAUUAACAGUAAGAAGAAAGAUCUUCUAUGGAGAAAAACAACCUGAGGACAACGGCUCUCAAGGCUUCAUUUCACCACAGAAUGGAUCUCCCCGCCUGAACCGAGGAGAGGCCCCAGCCAGGCCUCCGCAGGAGGCCUAUGAUGUUAUCUUGCAACGAAAAGAAAAUGAAGGAUUUGGCUUUGUCAUCCUCACCUCCAAAAACAAACCACCUCCAGGAGUUAUUCCUCAUAAAAUUGGCCGAGUCAUAGAAGGAAGUCCAGCUGACCGCUGUGGAAGACUGAAAGUUGGGGAUCAUAUCUCUGCAGUGAACGGGCAGUCCAUUAUUGAACUGUCUCAUGAUAACAUCGUCCAGCUGAUCAAAGAUGCUGGAGUUGCUGUCACACUGACGGUCAUUGCUGAAGAUGAGCAUCCUGGUCCACCAUCAGGAACAAACUCAGCCCGGCAAAGCCCAGCCCUGCAGCACAGGCCCAUGGGACAGUCACAGGCCAACCACCUCCCUGGGGACAGAAGUGCCCUAGAAGAUGAGGCUGGAAAAGAUGGCUCCACGUACAGACACUCAUGGUCUGACCACAAGCACCUCGCACAGCCUGACACUGCGGUGAUCUCCAUCGUAGGCAACCGGCACACUCAGAGCCUCGGCUGUCACCCAGUGGAGCUGGAGAGAGGGCCCCGGGGCUUCGGGUUCAGCCUCCGAGGGGGAAAGGAGUACAACAUGGGGCUCUUCAUCCUGCGUCUUGCUGAAGACGGUCCGGCCAUCACAGACGGCAGAAUCCACGUUGGUGACCAGAUUGUUGAAAUCAAUGGAGAACCAACACAAGGAAUCACACAUACUCGGGCAAUUGAGCUUAUUCAGGCCGGUGGAAACAAAGUCCUUCUGCUUUUGAGGCCGGGAACUGGCCUGAUACCUGACCAUGGUGAUGGGGAUAUUAAUAAUCCUUCAUCCGCAAAUGUGAUUUAUGAUGAACAGUCACCAUUUCCCCCAUCUUUACAUUCUGCUUCCGUAUUUGAAGAGUCUCACGUGCCAGGAACUGAAGAGUCUUUAAUGAGAGUUCAGAGAUGUGAGAAGGCAGAAGAACUAAAGGACAUUGUGCCUGAAAAGAAAAGCACUUUAGAUGAAAACCAGUCUGAGAUGAAACAUCAGUCUCUUUUCCAGAAAAAUGUGAAUAAGAGGGACCCACCCAACAGUCAUGGGCACAGUGACAAGAAAAAUCUAGGAAGAGUAGAAAACGGUGGUGCACAGAGAGGUAGAUCUGUUAGUCCCAAAAAGUCAGCCAGUCGACAUUCAGAGGAAUAUUUGGAAAAGAUUUCCGGUCCUCCAAAAAAUAAUCCUAAAACAAGAGCCAGAGAUCGAUCGCUCAGCCCCAGGAAAGGGGAGAAUAAAAGUUGUCAGACCAGCACCAGGGCAGGGUCUGGACCAGAUCAUUGCAGAAAAAGCAGAGGACGGUCUUCCAGCCCAAGGAAGCAGCAAAAAGUUGAAGGAAGCAAAGAUCCAUCAAAUGCUGAGGCCAAAUUAUUAGAGGGUGAGAGUCAAAGACUAGUGGGCCAUGCCAGCAGGAACGCUGAGCAGAUCCCUGAGGGGGGAGAAAAGUCAGGGGUCGUCCAGAAAGAGACAAAGCAGAGUUCACUGGGAAAAAACAGAACAAGGUCUCCAGAGAAGAGAGGCAAAAGAGUGGGUGAAAAGUCUCCUCCAUCCAGAAAGACCACUCAUGCUCCCAGUAGAGUAGUGUCUGGAAAUGAAAAAGGAAAGAAAGCGACAGCCAUAGGAGAAACAAGUUCUGGUAAAGAGAAAACAGGAGAUAGUGUCCAGAUGCCAGAAAAGCAGCUGAGGCAGGAAGCUGAAGAGAGGAUGGUUUCAAACAAAACAGAGGACCACAAAGGGAAAGACGUGGAAGCCGCUGACAAGAACAGAGAGCCCGGAAGGCUCAGACCCGAAGGCGGUUCUCCAGUUAAGAGAACACCAAUAACUCCAGGGCCUUGGAAGGUGCCCAGUGGAAGCAGAGUCACAGGCACUCCUGGUAGGGCUGAAGAACGGCUGUAACUCUUAGUACAAAACAAAGAAAAACCAGCUGUCUUCUUUUCAUACGAAAAAGCAGCGUUUUUCCAGCAAAAACAGGAGGCAUUUUCCCCCCAGAAAUUCCGAAACACGUAAGUACGUUUUCGUUUGAGCAUCAAGCUCCCCAGGCUGCAUGAAGGGCCUUUGGGAUUGCUGGAAUCCCCUGGCCCCAGCCGGUGUGCUCCCCACACGCAGGAAGGAGCUGCACCCUGGGCUCACCUGACACGCCCUGCUCAGGCUGCCCGGCUCGUCUGAACAAGCCACGUGUGUCGGUCUUAACAGUGUGGUCACAGCUCUCUUUGUGUCUGUGCCAAGUGAUCUACUGUCUCACGUCUGUUUUAUCCUUCUCAUUCAGCUAUUUCCACGGUAACGGAAAAGUUAGGUUCGGCUUGGAAGCUGAUGUUCCCAAUAGCAUGUUGCAUGUUUACCGAGAGAAGUAUCUGAGUCCUUGCAGAAGAGAUCGUUAACUCAUCGUUAAAGAUGGCAGUUUUCUCUUCUAACAGCUACUGAUGUCCCAGUUUAAAAACAAAACUCUAUAACAUCCCUACUUUAAAGAAAGAAAAUGUGGUCAAAUAUGGAUGCUUUCUUUGGCUUUUUAAUUUGGCUGGUUAAAGUGUUUCAAAUAACUGUUAAAGAUAUGACUUACAACUGAAUGUCAAAAUGAGACAGGACUUUAAGCAAUAGCGUUCACCUCCUGCUGUGUUAUCCAACCUUAAUGUAGUUAGAGCAUCUCAGGUUGCCCUUUCUGUUUGCUAUUUCAUAAUGAAACCACAGAGAAGCAUGUGGAAAUAGCACUUACUGUUCAAAGAAAACCUACCAGCUGUCUAUUUCUGGAUAUUUUGGUUGUACCUACUACUAAAGUCACGAGUCUAAUACAUAAUACAUAUCUGAAGAGUCAGAUUACGAGGUUGUACGAGGGACUUCAUCAUGAAAGCAGUUUCACAGUCCACUGACAGAUCAAGUACCAGCUUUUCUGGGAGCAGAUGUACAAGUCCGGGUGAUCAGAAUCAGAACGUGUCUAAGGUCUACCCGGCAAGUCGGGACGGACGUGGCAGACAGGGCUUGCUGGGUCUUACUUAGUCUUACUUUUUAGCUGCAUUAACUUUAUUUUAAGACAAGAAAAGGAGACCAAACAUCUGUUUAGCUUACACGAAUUUUCAGAAUUACUUUUAAAAGAUGUUUGUUGGGAGUUGGAGACAGUUGACUCCAUAAAAAUAGACCCUGAAGCAGCAUUCAGUAGCAUCUAUAAAUAAAGGCAUUUUCUCAGAAUAGAACAAUUCUCUGGGGUUUGAACACACUUGUUCUGUCACCUGGGGUUCAUCGUGUUGUGAAACCCAUUAUGUCCAGGUCCUUUCCUCCAACAGUGACUAUGAAACUCUUUGAUCCAACAACUGUAUCGGCCCCUGUAGAUAAGACAUGCUUCCCAGAGUGAGAUUUUGAAAUCCUUUUUUCGUCCAGAACUAUAUUUACCUACCUAUUGCAACUACUCAAAUAGAGCAAAAUUAGGAGGCUUGAUAAAUGCUAAGACGUUAGCAUCACAGAAAUGAUUUAUUUUCCCUAUAGCCCACACGUAGUGAUACAAAUCCUAUUUUUACUGUUAAGUGUGACAUAACUUUGGUGUCGUAUGUUGUCAGUCUGAUGUGGCUCUUCCUUCCUAAGUAACCUGUCCCUGUACUGAUUAUAUACUGACUUAGCAAUGUGGCCUUGGAAUGCUGAGCAAAACAUGGAUGUACUGGUUGUAAAUGUUUAUAUAUUGUACAGUACCUUUCUAUAUACACUUGAGGUUCUGAUUAGAGAAAGAUCUGUAAAUCGCUCGUUAUUUUUUAUAUAGAUAUUAAAAAAACACAAAAAAA